AUGCGGAUGCCCGCCAACGCCAACGCCAACGCCAAAGCCGUCGCCGUUGCCGUCACCGUCGCAGCCGACAACCGGCCGGUCGUUGCCGCGGCUGGUGCUGCUGGUGCUGCUGUUGUUUCUUCACCCUCAGAGAUUCUUCAGCCUCCUCCUGCUCCUCCGCCUCCACUUCCUCCGCCCUCAGUCCCGUCCAUGUCGUUGCCGCUGGCUCGCCCGUCGCGCCAUGACACCGCCCACGCUACCGGCCGCCUCGAACCUUAUUCCUUCUCUGUCAACCAUCCGCCGCCGCCAACCUACUACCGCCGCCUGGCUGCCGGUCCAGCUCCGGCUCCGCUGUCGGGUGUGCCUUCGGCUUCCACGCCGGGUCCUCCCGCUGCAGCCGCUGCAGCCUCCCGUCAUGACGCGCUCAGAUUUCCUCCAUCGCCCUCGCCAACACCCUCGCAUCCCGCCACCUUCGGCGUCCUCGGCGGCAGCAACCACGACAGAAAUCACAGUAAUUCAAGCUUCGUUAGCAAUGCCAGCCAUGGCUAUGCCACUCUUACCCCGCGUUCCGAUCCCAAGCCCAGCCGCUGUUCCGUCAUGGACCUUCAGAAUGUGCUGUGCGACCCGGAUGACGAUGUGAACAUGUCUUCGUCGCGCUCGAGUCACCCCCCUACGCCCCCCCAUCUUGCUGAUGUACUUAACCCUCCCGCCUCGAGUUCCAUGCCCGCCUCUCCAACGUCGGAUUCCUUGGAGCCCCUGACAUUUGUCGCUCGUCCGAAUCCCUCUCACGUCGUCAUGACUACGAGGCCUCAAUUGCAGACCUCUCAACCCCAGCACGCGGAGCCUGGCUGCAAGACCUGUCAAAUUCGUAAGAUGCCUUGUGAUGAGGGGCGUCCCUCAUGCCAAAACUGCUCACGCAUGGGCAUCCAUUGCUUGGGCUAUAUUUCUCCGAGUCAUGCCAGCACCCAACAGGCGUCGGACCGUUCCGUGCCCAGCGUUAGUGCCAACGCCAGACGCCAGGAUCAGGAAGAGUAUCUCUUCUUCCUCCUUGAUCAUUACCGACACACCAAACGCCACUGCAUGUGGGAACUCAUCACCCUCGAUUUCAAUGAGCAUUUUUCGUGUAACAUGCGUAAGGAGGCUCUACAGAUGAUCAAACGCCGAAGAUUGAAGGACAAGGACAAGACAACUCAUCAUUCUCGUGACGUCAUCUACACUGAAUGGCCUAUCUCGCCUCUCCUCUUGGCCUCUAUCUGCUCUGGGCCAGUCGGUCAACGCACCAAUUUGAGUGGCGUAUCUAGCGGUUGUCGGCCAAAAGAAGGCUCUCAACACCUGAAGACUGGUCUUAGCUGGAUCCAAGAUCAAGGUAGCAGACUAGUACAAUUAUCCAGUCUCUGCAAGUUCUUGUCCAGCAACCUCCGGCAACCUACCUAUAAGGACUCGGUCAAGGCAGCGAACAAUCAGGCGGUGGCCAAUUGCAGGAUCAAGGGACCUCUCGAGACUGCCAUGGGUGCAUCGAAGCCAGUUCUGUAUUCAUUCGCCGAACAUUCGCAAUGUACGGCAAUGUACGGCAAUGUUUUAGAGGUGUCACCGAGACCCAAAGCCAAUGUCUGCCCACUUGGCUUGGCAUUUCUUCAACCCAAGCCGGUGUGCGUUGAUUUGCGCCAAGGUUCGGAGGCGACGAGUGCGAUACCGACCUCGACCGGUCACCGUAAUUCACUGUCAAUUCUCAUACGAUGCCCGCGUAGAUCACGGAGGGCUACUGAGAGCACCCUUGAGUCGAUCACGAGGCAUUCAAGGCCACUCAUAUCCUGCCUUCUUUCUUUGUACAUCCCUGUGAGAAAACAGUUCCUCGAACGUCGCAGCCGGGUUGGCGGGCCGUCGUUCCUGCUGGCUACUGACGGGAGAAGGCAGCCUACGAUUUUGAACGCCUCUUUAGUCACAGCACCUAUGUAUGAGAUCGACAGUAUGUUCUCGAGUUUCUCAAGCGGAGCUGCUUUCGCCCCCGAGACUUCUUGCACAGGGCAGGGGCCAAUGGCAUCGACAAUGAUGCCUCACCUUGGUGAACGAUGA
Colletotrichum lupini is the source of this 2052-nucleotide messenger RNA. RefSeq lists its product as uncharacterized. The transcript has 7 exons. The record is from RefSeq and is a predicted model, not a curated record. Gene Ontology annotation, molecular function: DNA-binding transcription factor activity, RNA polymerase II-specific; zinc ion binding. NCBI's taxonomy places the organism in Eukaryota, Fungi, Ascomycota, Sordariomycetes, Glomerellales, Glomerellaceae. Bases 1 to 2052 code for a protein of 683 amino acids. Gene Ontology annotation, biological process: regulation of DNA-templated transcription.